AUGAGCUGGGACCUACCGGGCUCCACCCCAUCCCAUGUAAAAGUAGGCAAGGAUGUCUAUAGAGCAGGACGACUCUCCAUGUUCUUGUCCCCAUUGCGCUUGAGAUUUUGGAAAGGCAGGAUAUUAUUAAAAUACCAUAAAAUCUUAUUAGCAAAUGAUGCUAAAACUCUUGAAUUGUUGAUCGUUGUGAUGAGGAGGAGAAGGUUAAUAAUGAUCCUACAAUCUAUAAGAGGGUGCUUGGCCAACUUUUAUGUCCUUACAACAGAAGGCAUUUUAUUUGUUGGUGGGUGGUUGGAUGUCUAUUGCAAGAAGGAAACAUCUUAUGCCUACUGGUGGAUAAGGCAAGCCGUAAGGAAAGCCAUAUUUCAACAUUCCAGGACGAUACGAUUGCAGGAGAAUGUGUAUGGACUAUUGUCCAAAGUGAAAGAAGCAAAAAGAUUAUGCAUUCAUAAAGGUAAUCAUCAUCCAGUGAAAGAGGAAAUAGCAGCAACUGCAAGAAUCACAGUUUAUAAACUUGAUCAAUUGCUAUUUACGGCAAGAAUGCCUCUGUCGAUGCAACAGCCUGUAUAGAUGGACCAAGAUACCACCUUUCAGGAGAUCACUGCAGACACCACAUGAAUCGAGGUCCCUGGUGUAAGUGUCGCAAAGCAGCUGAUGAGACAACACAUCCGCAAUCUCUUGAGCAUUCUGAGUCCUAUAGAGACGAAGAUAAUUCGUCUGAGAUUUGGUAAUGAAGAUGAUAAAAAGAAAUCAUUAUCUGAAAUUGGUACCAUUUUUGGGUUAUUCAAGGAGAGAGUUCGACAACUGUUGAGUAGGGCGCUGUACAAGCUGAAGCAGUGUCUUGACAGCCAAGGACUAGGCGCAUAUGCAGAUAUGAUCACUUAA
Olea europaea var. sylvestris is the source of this 885-nucleotide messenger RNA. RefSeq names its product RNA polymerase sigma factor sigF, chloroplastic. The transcript is spliced from 6 exons. NCBI's taxonomy places the organism in Eukaryota, Viridiplantae, Streptophyta, Magnoliopsida, Lamiales, Oleaceae. Gene Ontology annotation, molecular function: DNA-binding transcription factor activity. Gene Ontology annotation, biological process: DNA-templated transcription initiation; regulation of DNA-templated transcription. The record is from RefSeq and is a predicted model, not a curated record.